AUGGCUUCGCUCGUGGGUACAAAUUAUGACUCCUCGAGCGACGAUGAGGCGAAAAAGCCUGCACCUACUACGACUUCUUCGUCCACAGCCACGACGAAGAUCGAUGCGGCGCCAGAUGUCAUCGUAGAGGACCCGUCCCGAAUGCAGCUUCUGGCUAACACCAACGGCAACGCUCUCACGUACAACGCGACCUACGAUGACCUGUCGCGCCCUGCCCUGGGGCCCGCCAAUCCUUUCAAACCGGCCGGCGUUGGCAACGGACUGAAACGCAAGAAUGUGCCCACGGGGUACGCCGAAGAGGCUGCCAUCAGCGACGCGACGUUCACCGCGCAACACCGCACCUUCCAGAGCCUGGGGUAUACCCGUGACCCGAGCCGACCGGAGGCGUUCGUCGGGAAUCUGGAAAACGCAGCAAAACAUGGUGGCCGCGAUGUCAUCCAGAUGAAACCCUCAAAAGAGGAGACGGCCGAGAUCCGGCGGAAGAGACAGAAGAAAGGCGAUCCCGGCGUCUUGGAAGGCGAAAACGCCUACAAAGGUCCCUGGGCGAAGUACGAAGACGACGACCAGAUGUGGGAGGAAGAGGCGGCGCUUGUGGGUCAGGAGCUUGCCAGCGACGAAGAAUAUGUCGAGGAGGAAGAGGUCGCGCCUGCGAACAUGCCGGCCAUGAGCAAGGAGGCGACCGACUACCAGGAGGAUCUGUCGCAGACCGAGACGACCGAGUUCCACGGCUCGGAGCAGUUCGACUACCUGGGGCGGACAUACAUGCAUGUGCCACAGGAUCUGGGUAUCGAUCUGAAGAAGGAGGUCGGCAGCAUCAGGAACUACGUGCCCAAGAAGCUGAUCCACACGUACAAAUCACAUACGAAGGGUAUCACGUCGUUGCGCUUCUUCCCGCAAUCGGGCCACCUGCUACUGUCGUCCGCCGCCGACGGAAAAGCGAAGAUCUGGGACGUCUACCACCAGCGGGAGCUGCUCCGGACCUUCUCGGGCCAUACCAAGGCUAUCACCGACACGACCUUCCACCCGACUGGCAAGACGUUCCUCACGGCGUCGUACGACCGACAGAUCAAGCUGUGGGACACCGAAUACGGGAAAUGCCUGGGACGGUUCUCGACGGGCAAGACGCCGCACGUUGUCCGCUUCAACCCAGACCCCGAGCACUGGCACGAAUUCCUGGCCGGUAUGUCGGACAAGAAGAUCGUCCAGUUCGACACGCGAACGGGCGAGCUCACGCAGGAGUACGACCACCACCUGGCGGCAAUCAACACGAUCACCUUCGUCGACAACAACCGACGCUUCAUCUCCACGUCAGACGACAAGUCGCUGCGCGCGUGGGAGUACAACAUCCCCGUACCGAUCAAAUUCAUCGCCGAGCCGUACAUGUACGCCCUUGUGCGGGCCGCACCACACCCGAACGGGAAAUAUGUCGCAUUCCAAUCGGGCGACAACCAGAUCGUCGUCUACGCCGCGACAGACAAGUUCCGCCAACACCGCAAGAAGUCCUUCCGGGGCCACAACAACGCCGGCUACGCCAUCGACGUCGUCAUCUCCCCGGACGGACAGUUCGUCGCCUCCGGAGACACGGGCGGCUACGUCUGUUUCUGGGACUGGAAGACGGGCAAAAUGUACCAUAAGAUGCAGGCUGGCGGGAAAGAGGGCGCGGCUGUCACUUGUCUCGAUUGGCAUCCGCAGGAAACGAGUAAAGUGGCAACGGGUGGAUUGGAUGGUGUGAUUAGGUAUUGGGAUUAA
Rasamsonia emersonii CBS 393.64 is the source of this 1749-nucleotide messenger RNA. RefSeq names its product MRNA splicing factor (Prp17). Gene Ontology annotation, molecular function: protein binding; mRNA binding. The transcript has 2 exons. Lineage: Eukaryota; Fungi; Ascomycota; Eurotiomycetes; Eurotiales; Trichocomaceae. Bases 1 to 1749 code for a protein of 582 amino acids. Gene Ontology annotation, biological process: mRNA splicing, via spliceosome. Gene Ontology annotation, cellular component: catalytic step 2 spliceosome. The record is from RefSeq and is a predicted model, not a curated record.